Salvelinus sp. IW2-2015 is the source of this 4457-nucleotide messenger RNA. RefSeq names its product serine/threonine-protein kinase STK11. Gene Ontology annotation, cellular component: cytoplasm; nucleus. The record is from RefSeq and is a predicted model, not a curated record. NCBI's taxonomy places the organism in Eukaryota, Metazoa, Chordata, Actinopteri, Salmoniformes, Salmonidae. Gene Ontology annotation, biological process: regulation of cell growth; regulation of Wnt signaling pathway; establishment of cell polarity. Gene Ontology annotation, molecular function: ATP binding; protein serine/threonine kinase activity; protein kinase activator activity.
AUAGUGACUUAUGAAGCACAGUAACUUGUCUGGCUCUGUUGUCUAGGUGCUGUCUGUUUUAGGUUGCAUGUCCUCUCCUCCUAAUUGAAAUCCACAGAGUGUGAGAUGUGAUUAUGGGAGACUGUUGCUGUAUAAGUACAUUGUGCUUUGUGGAUGUGUGUUAGACUUUUCUUAUGGAUUAAUUAACAAAAAAAUAAAGAACAGUUCAAGAAUUCAAAACAUCAAUCAUUCUUAAUUUCCCUCAGUGCAGACAUGCCUAAUUUCCUCAACUAUACACACUAUUAUAGCAAUGUAUUUGAACCUUAACAAUAUGCAAAGUUAAUCCAUAUCAUCAACUAAGAUAUGAAGUAAAAUACAUCCAGCCUAUAGAGAGUCUCAAUACCACUAAGCUAGAUGUGGUUAGAUAAAUACCAACAUGUUAGAGAUGGGGUAUAAGCCUUUAGGCGAGCCAGGAGAUAGGCUUUUUCAAUUUUUAUGAGAGAGGACACAUUAAAGCUAAUAAGUGAUAAAAUAUAUUUGUGGCCCCAAGUCAGUCUUCAACAGCAGCAGGGCCACCAACACAGCGAAGCAGAAGCAGAUGCAAAGCAUCAGUGAGAGCGAUGGCAGGUGAUUGUGAUGGUUAGGAGGCACUCAUUUCACUGAUAGAACCCCUACGUGAGAAUGUCAGAGUGAGCCUGAGUGUUAUUUCAUCCACAUGUAGACCUCCAUCUAUCUUCCAUCCCCUUUCUUUCUCUUGUCCUCUAUCACCGCCUCUCUUCUGUGGCAUAUGCUAUUGCUUGGGAGCCAAAAUUGUGCCAAUCUUCCCAUCUGUCUGUCUCCAGCUUGUAGUCCCUUUGGUGGUGGAGAAAAUGAAAGUAGCAUAUGCUGUUUCCGUAAGUCGUGGUGAAAGAUGUUGCCUUCUGUUGCUGUACAGAGAUCCCCAGGGCACAGCUGGAAUGCUGACCCUGCAGUGGGUGGGCUGGAGAACUGGGUCACUGCAGCAGCUCACAUGGUUUGGAUCAUUGGGCCACACAGAUGAAUAGGCUACRGUUUGGCAACCCAGACUAACCACGUCUUAUCUCUAUUAUUUAUGUAUCUAUGGCAAUGCAAUACUGGUGUGACCUUUCAAGUUGGAGAAAUGUUGUAAAACGACAUGACUAUGAAGCAUGUGUAGAAUCUAGGGUUUUCUAAAAGUUAUAUCACUAUAGUUUAAGGACAUAUUCUAUCAAUCAUAUUCUGUUUGUAUUUGUCUGUCUUUCUCUGUUUAAUGUGCCACUGUAUCAUUGCUGUGACUAUGCAUUUGGUCCAGAAAAAAAUUAUUUACCAGUGCUGCCAUCAACUGGGGAGUGUUAGCAUCACAUCCACAUAAGGGAAGGCUAAUAAAAUAUGUUUUUAUAACUAUUAGCAUAAUCCAAUAAUUCAUUCACACAGCCUCAGAAACAAUAAUCACCUGUGAUAGUGACAUGACAGGGCCCAUCUCCCCCUAAUAAACAACGUUUGAAAUAUGUUCUACCCUUUUGUGGCUUUGAGACACUGACUUUAAUCACAGARUGAAAUUUUAACGUCAAUUGUCCUGUGGUCAAAGAUAGACGUUUGCAUUGAGGUCAACUCACUGAAACCGUCCUGUUUCUACAAGAAACUACACAUUUUGUAAAAAUACAGUUUUUAAAUCUUGUUUUUUGUACCAUAACCAACCUUAGUAGCAGGCAGCCUGCAUCGUAUGACUUUGAUAUCGAAAAUUAUAACCCCUCGGAGGAUCGCAUGUAUUCCUAUACCACAAUUCGUAGAUGUUGCUAUAGAUUUCCGCAUUGUGAAUUUCUAUGUUUGGAGCAUAGAUAAUGUAAACAAGAUGGAGGCGUUUCUGACAGCCAACCCUUCUUCAUAGGCAAUCGAUGACACCGGUAAAGGAGCAUACAAGAUCUGAGGAUCCCUACAAUGAUUCAUUGAAACUGGAUGGACAGUUGUGCAGGCUUGGCAAGUACCCAGGAUUUAUUCAGAACAUGGAUGGAAGUAGAACAUUCCAUUAUCCAAGCUUUGUAAAAGGCCUCAUUGAAAAUCUAUCAUCAUACACCACAUUCACAAUUCAUUAUUACACUUGAAUAAUAGCAAUUAUGCAAACAGAACGUAAUUACAUGGUUUGCCCAAAACAUGAUGACAUUAACCAACAACCAAAGCACACAUCACAGCAGUUUCCAGGUGUCACAAGGACAUGGCUAAGAAGGAUGGAAUAAGCCUGUAUCAUCUGAGAACACAGACAGAGAACCAAACAUUCCCUCUUAUCAGAGCCAAACUCUGUAGACCUGUAAUAUUGGACACCAGGUCCACUCACCUCUCUGGUCACCAUACUCAAGCAGUGCUACAUUGUCAGCAGGUUAAGGAGAACCUUCUGUUGCAUUUCUGCAGUUGCAGCAUCCCACAUUUCAAUACAUUAGUCUGCAUUCGUAUUCAGUGUUGGAGUAUUGUCCGACCCAGGAUAUCCAGAAACAUACAAUACAUAAGUAUUAAAAACAGUCACAUCGCUGAAAGGGGCAACCAUGAGUGACAUGGACUGUUUGGAGAAUCACCUGACCAUGGACACCUUCAUCCAUCGCAUCGACUCCACAGAAGUCAUCUACGAGCCGCGGAGGAAGAGGGCCAAGCUGAUUGGGAAGUACCUGAUGGGAGACCUGCUAGGGGAGGGCUCCUAUGGGAAGGUGAAGGAGAUGCUGGACUCUGAGACACUCUGUAGGAGGGCUGUCAAGAUCCUCAAGAAGAAGAAACUGAGACGCAUCCCAAACGGGGAGCAAAAUGUCAAAAAAGAGAUUCAGCUGUUAAGAAGAUUGAGGCACAAUAAUAUUAUCCAGUUGGUCGAGGUUUUGUAUAAUGAGGAGAAGCAAAAGAUGUAUAUGGUGAUGGAAUAUUGUGUAUGUGGAAUGCAGGAGAUGUUGGACAGUGUUGAUGAGAAAAGGUUUCCAGUUUUUCAAGCUCAUGGGUACUUUUGUCAGCUGCUAAAUGGCUUGGAAUAUUUGCACAGCCAGGGAAUAGUUCACAAAGAUAUUAAACCAGGGAAUCUACUGCUGACGACGGACGGUGCACUAAAAAUCUCUGACCUGGGUGUAGCGGAGGCGCUGCACCCGUUUGCGGAGGACGACACAUGUUGUACGAGCCAGGGCUCUCCGGCCUUCCAGCCCCCAGAGAUUGCCAAUGGCCUGGACACCUUCUCGGGGUUCAAAGUGGACAUCUGGUCUGCUGGUGUCACACUAUAUAACAUAACGACCAGCCUGUACCCUUUUGAAGGGGAUAACAUAUAUAAGCUGUUUGAGAACAUUGGGAAGGGAGACUACAGUGUUCCAGAGGAGUGUGGCCCUCUGCUCUCUGGCCUGCUAAGAGGAAUGCUUGAGUAUGACCCUGAGAAGAGGUUCUCAAUACAACACAUUAGACAACACAACUGGGUGAGGAAGAAACACCCUGCCAUGGAGCCUCUGAUGCCAAUGCCCCCCAGUGCUGACCGGAGGGAUGCGUGGCGUAGCAUGACUGUACUGCCUUACCUGGAGCACCUGCACGGCUACACCGACCAGGACGACCAGGAUGAUGAUGAACUCUUCUACGGAGCUGGAGACAUCUACUCUCAGGGUUUCACUAUGCCAGGACGGGUGCAUGAGGACGGGCUGGAGCAGAACGGGUACCAGGGGGGGUGUGUGAGGCCGGGGCUGGGGCUCAGGACCCUGUGUGUGAACGGCACAGACACAGAGACAGACCAGGACCACUACCCAACCACCAGCAGAACCAGGUCCCGAUCAGAACGCCUCUCCAGCUCCUCCUCCAACCCCUCACGCAAAGGAGUGUCCACCUACAGCCACAUCCGCAAGUUGUCCAACUGUAAGCAGCAGUGAGAGCAGCCCCGAGACCCCCAGCCCUGAACACACACUGGACAGGUCUCUAAUUCCCUGCUCCUGAUGUUGUGGAGAUUAAUGUUUUGACAGUCUGGCCUACAGGAUGCGAUAGCAGGACAUGCUGCACUACAGUGGUUUGUUUCACUUGAUCUGCCUGUCUGAAGACUAACAACAUAACGAUGAUGAUGAUCCAAGAGUGAAGCACCAGAAAGAAAUGAAGAAGAAGAGGGUAGGAGGACUUGGACUCCCCCCCCUCUGCAAAUCAAAUUCUGGGAUCCCUCUGUAUUAAUGUAGCUCGUUUUAGACUACUACGCUGUUUAUCCUACAGUUACUCUGUAUUAAAGCGCACAUCGUGAUGUGUAUUGAAUGACAUUGAUCAUUUCAAUAAAUUACAAUAUUGGUAAUAAUAAUGAUCAUUUAUAUAAAAUGUAUAAACUGCAUGCUAUGCAGGCUAAAAGAAAGGGAUCUAUAGAUACGCCAAGCAUACAUAACUAUUCAGGAAUGUCUUGGCUUUGUUUUUCAUUUUGUGUCUGGGUUUUGUUUCAGGGUUUUAUUCCCAACAAUAUGUUUUUCAUUAUUAUUUAUAUAAAACGCACCCCAACCUCA